UGUUCCCAUAUAUUGACACAUUUCUUAUUUGCAUACCAAUGAUUCCGUCACACUUGUAACCAAAGAGCAUGAAGAUAAAUGGAGUAGAUUAUUGCAAAGAAAAGUGCGUUGCUUAUAUAUCUACUGGCACAUCUUUGAUACUGGGAUCGAAUGAAACGGUGGAAACGAUUAAUUCUAGACUUGGGGCCAAGCCGGUUGGGGAUGAUGAGUAUGGAUUAAACUGUAAUGAUAUUAACCUGCUCCCUCCUAUUGAGUUUGUCUUCAAGAAGAGGAGCUAUGUACUUGAGGCGAAGAACUAUGUGCUUAAGGAAGUCAACUGGUUAAACACAAAGUGUACAUCACCAUUCGCUAGUAACGAUCUAGUUCCCCCUGGAGUUUGG
Molecule: messenger RNA, 380 nt
Organism: Trichobilharzia szidati
Lineage: Eukaryota; Metazoa; Platyhelminthes; Trematoda; Strigeidida; Schistosomatidae
Source: the annotation of a GenBank genome assembly